UCGCGAGAGCCACACUUUCGGUUCGGUUUGCUCGCCGACAUACAGUACUGCGACGGCGACGACCGCAAAAACAUCACCGGAACGCAAAUGCGGAGGUACAGGAACACGCUGAACGUCGCGGAACGGGCGGUGGAGUAUUUUAACACGCACGAGUGUGACUUUUUGGUGCACAACGGAGACAUCACCGACCACCAGUGCGCGUUUGAUUUCGCGAGCGAUGAUUUUAAGCCCAUCGAGCGCGGAAGAGAGGAUUUAGGGGCGGUGAUGCGGAUAUUGAGCCGAGCGAAGUGCGCGGAGUGGUUGUUCACGGUUGGGAAUCACGAGCUGUAUAAUUUUACGCGAGAGGAGUUGCGCCAAGGCGUGGCGAGUCCUGGGAAUUCGUUGAAUUUGAAAUGCUCGAACGCGGAUGGGGAGUUUUAUUACUCCUUCAAAGCCGGACCGGGAUGGCGAGUGAUGGUGCUGGAUCCGUACGCGGUGAGUAUUUAUCGCAAAGGUCGCCAGCAAGGGCUGUGCGAGGAAGCGGUGGAGCUGUUGCGCAAGCACAACCCAAACGUCGACUUGUUCGUCAAGGAAAAUCCAGACGGGCUGGCUGGGCGAUGGGUGCCGUUUAACGGAGGAUUGGGGAAAGAGCAAAUCGCCUGGGCUCGCGAGACGAUUCGCGCCGCGAGCGCCGCAGACGAAAAGGUAUUAAUCUUCUCUCACUUGCUCAUCCACCCGCACUCCACGGCGAAAAGAUCGGGCAAGACUUUGAUGUGGGACUACGACGAAAUUUUAGAAAUUAUCGAGGCCGAGGAAACGCGAGGGUGCGUGAAGUGCGUAGUCUCCGGCCACCAACACGAAGGCACAAAGUGGCAGUGCGAGAAAACGGGCGUGCAUUACAUCGGCAUGGAGAGCCCGAUGCUAGCCAUGGACGUGUCCCCGGGACCAUUUGCCAUCGUUGAAGUCUUCGAUGAUGAAAUUGUAUUCAAAGGGUACGGGCGAAACGAGGACUCG
Messenger RNA from Ostreococcus lucimarinus CCE9901, 993 nucleotides. RefSeq lists its product with no specific name. The record is from RefSeq and is a predicted model, not a curated record. Gene Ontology annotation, molecular function: CDP-glycerol diphosphatase activity; ADP-ribose diphosphatase activity; manganese ion binding. The annotation marks the transcript as partial. The transcript is spliced from 2 exons. NCBI's taxonomy places the organism in Eukaryota, Viridiplantae, Chlorophyta, Mamiellophyceae, Mamiellales, Bathycoccaceae.